UAUAAACCUAACUCUUCCUUUUUCUUUCAUUCUUUCCCCUCACGUCGGGGUGCCCUCCAGCGCCCCAAGUUCCUUCGACCUUGCCCCUCCAACAAACAAACACCCUAACAACGACAUCACACUCAGACCCAAUCUUGGACUUGAUACGAUCCACCACUUCAUGGCCUGACAACAAAACGCAGCGCGCCCAAAUACACUCGAAUCGAUAGCGGCGCUACGUAUUGGCGCUCUUUGACACAUUUUUUCUUGGUACUCUUGAAUUCGUCAUUACUCGACAUCGACUACGGGGAGCUUCAAGUCGCCAAACUCGGCCUUUGAAGGUGCGAUCAAUCCAUCCUGCCCAGCUUGCGCCAGGCUGCAAUAACCAUCAACAGGACUGGCCAAACUCUCCUUCUUAUUCUCACGCAUUGAGAUUAAUAGGAUGCCACUAACAUGAUCGUUACGCUAGGCACCAGGCAUCACGACAUGGUCCGAACUAGGGCGGCUGAACGACAAAGCGUUCCUGCAUCCUCCCGUCGCAACCUGUCGCAAUUUAUCACCACGCAUGCUACCCGAACAACAACACGUCCCAGGCGGUCGCAGAAGGCUUCCAUAAGUUAUAACGAGUCUUCUUCCGAAGAUGGAGACUCCGAACCAUCCCUGGCGGAGAGCGAACAGGAUGGAGAUGCCCAAUUCGAGACGCGAGCUCGCAGAACCAGCAAGGCCAGGUCAGCAAAGACCGCACACGUACAAACUGGUAGAAGAUCGAACUCGCGGGACCAAACGAGGAAACGACCAAAGCCGUCCCAGAAGAAAGGAAGCUUGAAGAAGCGACGAGUGUCUGCUGACGCAGAACCCGGGCCAAUACCCCAAGGCGUCAUUCCAGACUGGACAGACCCGCAGAUACCUUAUGCCGCCUGGACCGAUAUCUUCUACUAUGCAGCUAGUCAUGAUGACAUCGACGUCAAUUGGCUGAUAAACACUGCCACAACUUGUAAGGCAUUCUCAGAAGCCGCCUUGACAGCCAUUUAUCGUUCUCCGCCUCUGGUCACUGCUGGAAAGGCCAAACGGUUCGCGUCUCUGCUGGAUCGCCCACCUUCUGAGACUCGUUUCAAUUACCGUGCCAAGAUUGAGACUCUUUAUGUAGAUAUUCAUGUGUUGCCUCAAACGUUAUUACCAAGAAUCCUCCAUUUGCUUCCUCGCCUGAAAGAAGUCUUUCUCUUUACACAAUCUGAUCAGCCGCCUUACAGGCAACUGGAUCAAACAGUGAGAUGGCAAUAUACUGAAGAGAUAUUUGCCGCCUUCAGGCCAGCCGGGGACAAAGAGUCGCACACCGUGUUAAAAAGCUGGGAAUGGAGCGGAAGCCUGCUUGGAGGGCCUGUGGCGACCAUGAGGGAUGUUGCCCGUAUACAUCAAGAGCCUUCAUUUGCGCACCUCACCAAACUAAGCCUCACCAAUCUUCAAGUCCCUUCGCUCUAUAAGCUGGGGCCGAAAGGCGGCAAUGAGGAGGAGGAACUGGCGCUGUACAAUGAAGAUGGGGCUGUCAUUGAUUCGCUCGCCGAGGCGAUUUCGCAGUUGAAAUCGCUACAACAUCUUAUGUUCGAGUCUUCAACUGUCAUGAACGAUCGGCUUCUUCCACUUUUGCCAAAGGACCUCACUCAUCUCUCACUGAUCAACUGUUGGGAGGUCAAGUCAGAUGAGUUUAUGCCAUUCCUACACACGCAUGGCCGACAUUUGCGCAGCCUGAACUUGUCACACAACCAAUCUCUAGACAUGGUCUUCCUAACCAAUUUGGAAGCUGCAUGUCCCAAUUUAGAGGAAUUAUACAUGAACCUCUCGUAUUUCCGCCAUCAUGAAUCUCGGUCUUAUACGAACAAUGACGCUGAUCCUUUGUACGACCAAGUGCUAUUGCCGCAUCAAAAGCCAGAGUGGCCGUCAAGCCUCCGGGUCAUUGAUUUUGAACAUAUACGAUAUUGGAGUGUUGAGACUGCCGAAAUGUUUCUCAAUUCCCUCAUAGAUAGUGCUGGUUCUCUGCCAAACCUUCGACAUCUUGCGGUCAAGACGAUGCUCAACAUACCCUGGAAGGCCCGCGCUAAUAUGCGGCACGAAUGGAGGCGGAAGCUGGAUAAAGUCUUCCUCCGCCCAUACGAACCACCGCAAAGAAAGUAUUCACUUCGACAGACACAAGAGGAAGAAGUGGAAGCAUCUACUCAGAUUUCGGAGAAAAAGAAGCAAAAGUCGAAAAGGCUGUCUGAUGGUCCAUCUCGGCGAAGCAGUCGUCUAGCGGCACAUGUUUCGGACUCUGAUUCAAGAAACAGCGCCAAAGGUCUCCGUAAUUCGCUUGGUCGGCCAACUUACGCCGAACCUGACACAGAUGAGAAUGAGUUCGAUUCUGAUGCAGAAGACGAAGAAGCCGAGUCCGGUACUGCAGUCAGUCAGACUGGGGAUGAGGCCGAGAGUGAAAAGAAGCCUGUGCCACUUAUGAUUCAAGGACGGUGUACUACUGUAUCCAUUGUAUUCGAUAACCAAAAGCCCACUGAACUGCAGUACGGCAUGGAAGACUUUGUGGAUGAUGAUCGCGCUGAGUCGGAUGACGAGUGGGACGGCGACCAUGAAGAGGAUGACGAUGCAGUCUUUGUCUGGCGUUAGCUGAGCAAAGACUUCUGUAUCAUGGCUGAUCACCUGGGAUCAGAGAAAUUGACCAAUUCCAGACUUAGUAUGCAACAUCUGCUGGCUCUCUGGAGUUCAUAUCAUAUUAGUAUUAGGAUAUAGCAUGAACGGUCUUGAAGCGGUUCAACUUGGGUUUUAUACUGAAGUGACAAAUGUUCCAUCUAGC
Messenger RNA from Fusarium oxysporum Fo47, 2815 nucleotides. RefSeq lists its product as uncharacterized. Bases 433 to 2628 code for a protein of 731 amino acids. The record is from RefSeq and is a predicted model, not a curated record. The transcript has a single exon. Gene Ontology annotation, molecular function: protein binding. Lineage: Eukaryota; Fungi; Ascomycota; Sordariomycetes; Hypocreales; Nectriaceae.